Porites evermanni is the source of this 3891-nucleotide messenger RNA. NCBI's taxonomy places the organism in Eukaryota, Metazoa, Cnidaria, Anthozoa, Scleractinia, Poritidae. The record is from the annotation of a GenBank genome assembly.
AUGCUUUCAGAUAAUCCCGUGGAGACAAUUGGAUCACAUGCAUUCAAAAUUCCAAGAGAGGACCUUCUAAUGUAAGCAAUUGAUACACUAAAGUAAAAACAAUGUCUUACUAUCCACUUCUUGUACUGGAUUCUGUUUUUUAAUGUUUGAUUUCUGAAAUAAGUCCCCAUUUUCUGAUAUUAUCUAUAGAGGGUCCUGAAGGUGUAAAAUGGGAACUGGGAUUCGCCUUUUUAUGUACUGGGAAAAUGGGAUUUACUGCACUGGGAAAGGCAUAAACCAUUUCUAAAACCAAGGGAAAUGGGAUUUCUAUCCUUUCACGAUCUUCGAUUAUGUUAUAUAUGAGACAAUUGCUCAAGUGUGCCUAUCCUUUUUUUUAAGUAAAAGAAAUAAUAUAUACACGUAGACCUCAGUAGACACAUAGGAUCAUGUCAAUUUUUUCGCAUUCGCAUCCAAUGCCUCGCCGCCACCCAAUUAGCUGUUGUGGCUCUUCCCCAGGGUCUUUUUUGUACGCAUUAUGGUGAAAUAACAACGAUGCUAGCAAGACUUCCCUUCAGCUCAAAUUUGUUAAAUUUUGGCACAAAAACGAUUCAAAUAAAUAACAGUCUAAACACUUUCAUCCGCGACACAGGUGAACAAAACAUACCUGGUAUAAUUGAUACAUUAAUCAUUUUUUAAUCAACACAACCAGCACCGCACCAAUCAGAAGCUGCGUAUGCAUUUUUCGGAAUUGUGGAGUUUCGGGGAAAGCGUUUCCUUUUCCCCUCCCCCUUCUUUGUUAUGCUUUCGUCCCAACUUUUUCGAAGACCUCAGGCGGAAACUCUUGCUGCGUAGGCUACCCGCAGAGGUUCUCAACGUAAUGAUUACAGCGAUAGCGAAAAAUAAAGUGAAGACUGUGAUUCGGAUGAGAAUUGUGCAGAAGACAGGUGGUUUUAAUAUGGUGGUGUCAACAAGGGUUGGAAGAGGAGGAGUGUUCACCAGCAGGAUGAGUAAUUUUCUUCAGUCCAGGUGAAUGAAGGUUCAUAAUCCAAAUGGCAUCAAUCAACGCUUUUACUUCAUGAUGCGCAUCAGCGAGCACUGGAAUUGGGAUUACAGAUUUGGUAACUGGGAUUUGGACUAACGUCAGGCUGAGAACUGGUAUAAGGUACCCUCCCCACAUCCCCCCGCCCCCCCUUUCAGGACCCUUUCUAAAAAAAAUUCUGGAAUAAGCGGUUGUCUUGACUUUAAAUUUUACUUCAUAAUUUUGGCAAGCAACUCGAAAGCUUUCUUCAACUGAUGUACAUUAGUUUCGAUGUAUACUUGCUUUCUUUGUGUGCAACAUAGAUUCUCUUGCUAUGUUUCGCAUUUACGUGUUUUUUUUUUUUUGGUCCUGAGUAUCAUAAGUUUUACUGACGCAUCGAUCAUAAAGGUCACGCGCACAUCUACUACAAAUCACGUGAUUGGUGGGGAUUGUUGGGACCGAACUAGUCGGUAAAUAACGAAAGAUUACAACGGAUUGAACCUUAAACGAUUACUUUUAUUCCGCCUUCACGACUCGUGGUCCUUAACAACUACAGUCGGGCGUUCCAUGCACUACUGAGGGGGAAUCUGGGUCCUAAUACACUACAGGGAUGAUUCUAAGUUUAUUCACUUUUACGUGCGUUCAAAGUCAGGUGGAAGAGGUGGAGAUCCCUUCCCUUCGUUCAUGAUAAACAGGGAAAAAAAUAAUCCAAUAAAUAGCCAACAAAUAAGGAAACUACAUCAAAGGAACAGGANGCGGAAACUCUUGCUGCGUAGGCUACCCGCAGAGGUUCUCAACGUAAUGAUUACAGCGAUAGCGAAAAAUAAAGUGAAGACUGUGAUUCGGAUGAGAAUUGUGCAGAAGACAGGUGGUUUUAAUAUGGUGGUGUCAACAAGGGUUGGAAGAGGAGGAGUGUUCACCAGCAGGAUGAGUAAUUUUCUUCAGUCCAGGUGAAUGAAGGUUCAUAAUCCAAAUGGCAUCAAUCAACGCUUUUACUUCAUGAUGCGCAUCAGCGAGCACUGGAAUUGGGAUUACAGAUUUGGUAACUGGGAUUUGGACUAACGUCAGGCUGAGAACUGGUAUAAGGUACCCUCCCCACAUCCCCCCGCCCCCCCUUUCAGGACCCUUUCUAAAAAAAAUUCUGGAAUAAGCGGUUGUCUUGACUUUAAAUUUUACUUCAUAAUUUUGGCAAGCAACUCGAAAGCUUUCUUCAACUGAUGUACAUUAGUUUCGAUGUAUACUUGCUUUCUUUGUGUGCAACAUAGAUUCUCUUGCUAUGUUUCGCAUUUACGUGUUUUUUUUUUUUUGGUCCUGAGUAUCAUAAGUUUUACUGACGCAUCGAUCAUAAAGGUCACGCGCACAUCUACUACAAAUCACGUGAUUGGUGGGGAUUGUUGGGACCGAACUAGUCGGUAAAUAACGAAAGAUUACAACGGAUUGAACCUUAAACGAUUACUUUUAUUCCGCCUUCACGACUCGUGGUCCUUAACAACUACAGUCGGGCGUUCCAUGCACUACUGAGGGGGAAUCUGGGUCCUAAUACACUACAGGGAUGAUUCUAAGUUUAUUCACUUUUACGUGCGUUCAAAGUCAGGUGGAAGAGGUGGAGAUCCUUCCCUUCUUUCAUGAUAAACAGGGAAAAUAUAAUCCAAUAAACAGGCAACAAAUAAGGAAACUAAAUCAAAGGAACAGGACUAAGGAAAAAAUGCGGAGAGUGAAUUAACAAAAGUGGGAAGCAUUUCAGGAACGAGUAGGUGUAAAAGAUAAAGUUUGGUAAUAAUAAUGAAAUCGCUCAAAACCAAAACUUUGUAGAAUACAGUUGUAUGUCAGUAGUCUGCUUUUAUACUUUCUUUUUUGUUUUGUUUUGUUAUUUUUAAUUUUUCCAAUUACUGUUGCUAAUAUUGCCGUCAUUGGUGUAGACCAGGCUAUAGUAAAACCUGUACUUAAGAAAAAAACUAAGUGGUUCCUUUGGACUUUACUCUUCGUAGCUAGACACUGCUCUAUAACACUACUCUCUUGACCACAAAGCGAAAUUAAAAUAUCUCUAUUCUUCUUGUAGGAAAAUAUAAUACAAAGCUUGUAAACUCUGAGUCGCAUUUUUUUUUGCCGGUUCUUCUUCUUCUUCUUCUUUUAUUUUGACUUGAAAAAAAAAAAAGAAUACAUUACAGAUUCACAUACGAUGUUAAAAAAUCAAAACCUUGAAAAUUCGGAGAUGGACCAUAAUCAUAUACUGUUUCUUCCUUUUUUUGUUUAAGAUAUAUGAUACGAACAAAAAUAAAGACUGUCAGUCUCCGAUCUUUUUACGGCAUUGACAACCUUACGAUUGAUAUGUAAGUAUGGUCUAUGGUCUGGUCUUUUGCGGCCGGGCUCUUUGUCAUGUGAGUUUGGGUGCAAAGUUAUUCUUGAAACAAGGAUCUUAUUUGAUUAUGACUCCUAUCAUCUUUUUAUCUCUUUUUUCAAUAGAAGUUUUUAUGAAGGAAAAAUUGGGAUUAUGAAAUUCAAUGAUGACGAACAUAACUGCACAAUUCAUCUGUGAGUGAAUUCAUCAUUACAACAACAAGGAUAUCAGAAAUCGGAAUAUGUGCAGUUAUUUUUUCUCUGUCACUAGCUCUUAGAUUGUGAUUGAUUUUUCUUUUCAUAAUUUUUGUUUUUACAUUAGGGGAUUAGGACAGAAAGAUUCUGAAUAUAGCGUCAUUUCUGAUAUCGUCACUUCUGAAAAUGAUGUUUCGGUUAGGUAUCAAAUAAAAGCGGCUUUUAAACAAUCUGGAUUUGCCAAGAAAAUUGUUGGACGUUAUGAACUACUUCCAUGUGAAUUUGGAACAUACGUUAAUGCUUCUGCUGAAACCAUCAAAUGCAUAGAGUGCCCAGCAGGUAAAUUUAUUCGCAGCUUAUGA